GUAUAAAUAUCCAUUUACUGCUUUAUGUACAGUAUUUCACAACAGCAGCAUAUAUUCAACAUCACACAAUGGAGUUCUGUGGAAAGAUCUGUAUGCACGGGCAUCCAUGCAGGGGACUGAAAGAUGAAAAUUCAUGUGUCCCUUGCCUUUCAUGUAACAAUGCAAACCAAAAACACACAGCAAAUGAUAUGUGUAUGAUAUGCUAUACAGAACCACUGCCUUCAUUCCCAUGUAUAAAGUUGGAAUGCGAUCAUAUAUUCCACUACGAGUGUGUACGCCAGAUUCUGGAGAAGCGAUGGAUUGGACCAAGAAUAACAUUCGGGUUUUCACUAUGUCCUAUUUGCAAGACAAGAGUAAGUCAUCCUUCAUUGGAAGAAGUUCUACAACCUAUUAACUGUUUGUUCGGAGAUGUGAAGACCAAAUCUUUAACAAGACUAGAAUAUGAAGGUCUAUUCAAAUGUGAUGCCAUAAACAAACCAGGUGGAAUAUUCUAUCAGGAUCCAGCAAGAUAUGCUAUGGAAAGAUAUGCAUAUUAUGAAUGUUCAAAAUGUGGAAAGGCUUAUUAUGGAGGUGAAGGUAGAUGUGAACACGACCAUGAUGACGAUUUUAAUCCUGCAGAUCUUGUCUGUGGUGGGUGUGUUGAUAUUUCUAGAGAACAGGAAUGUCCAAAACAUGGAAAGGAUUUUAUUGAGUUCAAGUGCCGUUACUGUUGUUCUAUAGCAGUUUUCUAUUGUUUUGGAACUACACACUUCUGUAACACUUGUCAUAACAACCACACUGUUGUCACCAACAUGUCAAAACCGCAAUUACCACAAUGCCCAGCAGCUCCCCUCGGGAAAAAGUUAACAGGAACUGAAUGCCCUCUUGGACUGCAACACCCUCCAACUGGUGAUGAGUUCUCCCUUGGUUGUGCACUCUGCAAAAAUCUACAAUGCUUUUAAUGUUUGUUUUCCAUAUAUCUCACAUGUAAUUGGUGCUUUAAUCAAGUUUAAUUUGUAUAGUUAUAGUCUUAAGGUUUAAGAUCUUACAUUGCAAAAUUGAUAUUUUCUUACUUGUAUAAUUGUUUUUGUUUGUUAUUAAAAUAAAAUUACUAUUUUAGUAUAAUUUCUAGUACAUUUGUAUGUGUAAUGUAAGUGUAAUAUAUUAGUCAUUAUUAUCAUUUAUUUCAUAAUCUUUGUCAACACAAUUCAAAUGCUGAUGGCAUGAAAUGAUGAAAAUGUGAAAAUAUUAUGCAAUGAUGUUUUACUGUUGGAGUCUGCAGUUACUGUUUCAAUGAUGAUGGCAAUUUAAUAAUAGCAUGAAAUGAUGAUGAAAAUGUGAAACUAGCAUAAAAUGAUGAUGAAAAUGUGAAAACAGCAGAAUAUGCUGAUAAAAAUGUGAAAAAAAGUUUAAAAUGAUGAUCAAAAUUGUGAAAAUAGCAUGAAAUGUUGAUAAAAAUGUGUAAAAAAUUAUGAAAUGCUGAUAAAAAUGUGAAAAUAGCAAACAUAACAUGAUAAUUGGAAAUAACAUGAAAUCCUGAUAAUAAUAUGAAAAUAUCUUGAAAUGAUGAUGAAAAUGUGGAGAUAGCAUAAAACUAGAUAUCAUUGAGAUGGGAGCCAUCUCUGUGGGCCCCGCUGUGAAUAAUGUGUGGUAAAAAUUUUGUACCUUUAUCAUUGGACAUGGGGUUGUCAACUGAAACCAAAGUUUUUGACCUUGACCUUUAACCUAAGAAGUUGUACAUAAAUUAUGACAUGCCCUCUGGUGUUGGUUUAUAUACACAUCAAGUAUAAACUUUGAAAUCAUAACGGUUCUCAAGAUAUAGAGCGGACACGAUCUUUACCAUAGGACAUGGGGUUGUCAACUAAAACCAAAGUUUUUGACCUUGACCUUUGAUCUAGGAAGUUGUUCAUACAUUAUGACACACCCUCUGGUGUUGGUUUAUAUACAUAGUAAGUAUAAACCUUGAAAUCAUAACGGUUCUCAAGAUAUAGAGCGGACACGAUCUUUACCAUAGGACAUGGGGUUGUCAACUAAAAGCAGUUUUUGACCUUGACCUUUGACCUAGGAUGUUGUACAUACAUUAUGACACACCCUCUGAUGUUGGUUAAUAUACAUGUCAAGUAUAAACUUUGAAAUCAUAACGGUUCUUUAGAUAUAGAGCGGACACAAUUUGUUAAGGACGGACUGACGGACUGACAGAAUGAUCACUAUGGGGCGUAUAUAAUAAUGAUAGAAGUAAAAAGUAUAAACUUUCAAAAGAAUUGAAUAGUUAAAAGCGUUAUUUCAUCUUUGAGCUAAAUGUUAAUGUGCAUCAGUUUUAUUUUAGAUAGGGAUUGGCUUGAAAGGGGAAAUUGCCCCAUCACCAUUUCCAAUGACAAGUUUAAGACUAUAUUUUUGCACUUUCAGUUGAUAGUUUCUUUUCUAAUAAUUGUAACGUUUUGUAGUACAAUGUUUAUACUCUUUAUGCAAUUGAUGCAAUAUGUCCUAUAUUUAAAGUUUAAUUGAUAUCUUCUUAUUUUUAGCACUUACAUAAUUUUAAACCCCUAUAUAAGUAAAUCUUAAAAUACAUUUAUUUUUGAAAUUCCCUUUAUUUGGUUUUUCAUCAUUCCUCUCCUAAAGUCAAUGUUUAACUACAUAAUAUGUGUGAUGUAUUGAAGUUGCUAAAAGAAUUAAUGUUGGUGCUAUUAUAUGUAAUGAAUACUUUGCAAAUAAACUUAAAUUUCAUUUGAAAGUAAAGCUGAUGUAAAACAGUAUCAAUGAUGGCUAUAUGUAUGUGUUCAAUAUCUAUUUGUUUAUACAGUUCAAAUGCAGAACUUUCUACUGAUUAGAUAAUAUACAGUUUAUUAUUGUAUGUUUUUAAAGAUUGUGUAAACAGUCAUUAAGGUUGUGUUUGUUUAUGGUUUAUCAUUAUUCAUGUUACAAAUUAUUUACAAAUACAGAAAAUAAAGGUGUUUUGUUUCUUA
Messenger RNA from Mytilus californianus (California mussel), 2942 nucleotides. RefSeq names its product E3 ubiquitin-protein ligase MYCBP2-like. Gene Ontology annotation, cellular component: nucleus. The coding region runs from base 69 to 941 and encodes 290 amino acids. The transcript is spliced from 7 exons. Lineage: Eukaryota; Metazoa; Mollusca; Bivalvia; Mytilida; Mytilidae. The record is from RefSeq and is a predicted model, not a curated record.